Messenger RNA from Quercus lobata, 651 nucleotides. RefSeq lists its product as uncharacterized. The coding region runs from base 1 to 651 and encodes 216 amino acids. Lineage: Eukaryota; Viridiplantae; Streptophyta; Magnoliopsida; Fagales; Fagaceae. The record is from RefSeq and is a predicted model, not a curated record. The transcript has a single exon.
AUGGAGGACUUAACACAAAAUUGGACUAAACUUACGUUGUCAGAGAGGGAGGGACCAGGGUGUUGUUUAGAUAAUGAUCUUAGUUCUCAAGACCACAUCAUUGCAGCAAAGUUUCUGACGAAGAAGGCUCUCAACAUUGAUUCAAUAGCUAGAACGUUUACUCCUCUGUGGCGGUUACAAAAUGGGUGCCAGGUUCGCAAUGUCGGAGAACAUAAAGUUCUGUUUUUCUUUGAGAAUGCCGCUAAUGUUGAUAAGGUGCUAAAGGCUGAACCUUGGAGUUUCGACAAACACCUUGUGAUCAUGCAGCGUUAUGAUAAAAGUAAGGUGAUGGAAGAACUUAGGUUCAAUAAGACAUUGUUUUGGUUGCAAGUUCAUGGAUUGCAGUAUCGUUUCAUGAAUAUCAAAGUUGCUGAAAAAGUAUGCGAAGUUCUCAGUCAAGUAAUUCAUUCCUUUGAUCCUACAGAAAUUGAAGGAGGCAACUUCAUGAGGAUAAGGGUGCUAAUGGAUGUCUCGCUACCUCUAUGUUGUGGUCGGGUGAUUUCUGUGGAGAGUGGUAAAAUCAUGUGGAUAUCGUUCAAAUAUGAGCGUCUCCCCAAUAUUUGCUACUGGUGUGGACGUUUAGAACAUGAUGAUAGGGACUAUGACCUCUAG